Hypoxylon fragiforme is the source of this 3462-nucleotide messenger RNA. Its product is annotated as SNF2 family N-terminal domain-containing protein. The record is from RefSeq and is a predicted model, not a curated record. NCBI's taxonomy places the organism in Eukaryota, Fungi, Ascomycota, Sordariomycetes, Xylariales, Hypoxylaceae. Bases 1 to 3030 code for a protein of 1009 amino acids. Gene Ontology annotation, cellular component: cytoplasm. The transcript has 3 exons. Gene Ontology annotation, molecular function: ATP-dependent chromatin remodeler activity; ATP binding.
AUGGAGGCUGAUUCGUCUAAGGUGUUAGAUGAGGCCAUCGCAGUAGAGGGAUUUGCAAUAAAUAAUGGCAACAAUAGCAGUCUUGAUGGCCCACCGCAAGGUAUUUCAAAGUCCAGAAAGAGGACAUUCGAUGAGUACCUAGACUUUAUCCUGGGCUUCGAAGAUGUUGAAGACAUGGCAAAUAAGAGACAGCGUCUGGAUGAAGGACCCCAGCUCAUUAAAUUUAAACAGCCAUCGGUUGAUUUCCAAUACCUACAACCAGUAAAACCCGACGUGUCGUCACCUCACAUCGAUGACUACCAGAACAUCUUUCAGGAUACAUCGCAGCAGGAGCCACAACAGGAAACUCCUCUCUGCUUGCCAUUAGAAGACGACUACAAUUUACUAGCCGAUCACAAUGGCAUCGGAGACGGCAAUUCUCCAGAUCUUCCUCAAAUCAGUAAACCCCAGGACAGCACCGCUGAACAUAAGGAAGCCGAAGACCAGCCCCCUGAGCAGCAGAACAACAGCCCCGAAAACGAAGAGAAAAUCCCAGAGGCCAUGAAGUGCCAACUUUACAAGCAUCAGCUCGAGGCUCUGCGGUGGAUGAAGAAGGUGGAGCUGGACCCUGAAAAGAGAGGUGGCAUCUUGGCUGAUGAGAUGGGCCUCGGGAAGACGCUUUCGGCCGUGGCUCUGAUGCUUAGCGACAAGACUAUUGGUGAUAACAAGACGAACCUUGUGAUCGGCCCCGUGUCCAUCCUAACGCAGUGGAAGCGCGAGAUCGAGAAGAACGUGAAAGAGGAGCAGCAGAUCAAAGUCCUCCUGUACAGCUCCAGCCCCAAGAACAACCACCAGGACUUCCUCCGCUACGACGUGGUGCUGGCGAGCUACGGGACGAUCACGGCCGAGUACUCGCGGAUGGCGAAGGCACAAGAGCAGGGCGCGAUCCCGACGCCGGAGAUGAUGCAGCGGUUCCCGAUGUUCCACGAGGACUGCGUUUUCCAUCGCAUCAUCCUCGACGAGGCCCACCAUGUCAAGAACCCGAAGAGCAAAGGGCUGAAGGCUGUGAAUUGUCUGAAAGCGACGUAUCGAUGGUGUUUGACUGGCACGCCGAUGCAGAAUGGCGCGCAGGACUUGGCCUCCCUACUCAAUUUCUUGAGGAUUGAUGUUUGGGGAGACAUCCCCCAUUUCCAACGAACCUUCAAAUCCCUCAGCCCCGGCGGCGCCAAGCUGUCCCCCCAGGCCCGGGACCUCAAGAUGAAAAGAUUGCAGCGGAUCCUCUCCUCCCUAAUGCUCCGGCGCACCAAGACCUCGAAGCGCGACGGGCGGCCCAUCAUCGAGCUAAAGGGCAAGGUCGAGCUCACGCACCACGCCGUCUUCGACGCCGAGGAGGAAGAGUACUACGAGGGCCUGGAGCGGCGGUCCCAGGAUAAGAUCGGGUCCAUCUUUAAUAAGACGCCAAGCCAUAACAGUCGUGGUGGUAGGAACAGGAAGAGCAGAGCCGGUAGUAGUGGUGGUGAGGAUGGCGACGAAAGAAAAUCGUACGCCGAGGUUCUGGUGAUACUACUCCGCCUCCGCCAGGCGUGCUGCCACCCGUUCCUGCGCAUCACGAACCUGUACUCGUACGCGUACCGCGCGCGCGACGCGGGCGCGGAGCUAGCGUGGGCGCGGGAUCUCGCGCCCGACGUCGUAAAGCGGAUUAAGCAGGACGCCGCCGACGCCGCCGCCUUCGAGUGCUUUGAGUGCGGCGACGCGGUCGAGAACCUGUUCAUUGUUUUUCCAUGUGGCGAGUACCUCUGCGCGCCCUGUGUCGAGGACCUGGAUGCCGACGGCAACGCCGUGCAUCGGUGUAGUCGUUUCGGGGAUGCAGACAGGGACAUCGAGUUGGUUAGCUACGAGUCAUUUAGGAAGGCGCAUUGUAGCCCGAGGAAAGGGAAGAAGGCAGAGGGCUACGAAGCGGAUGACUCGGAGUAUUUUUCGUCUGAUGAUGAAGAAGGUGAUGACGAUGUCGAUGAGUACGGCAACUUGAAGGAUUUCGUGGUGGAGGAUCAGAUUCAAGAUGGGAAUUAUGGCGACUACAUGGAUGAGGAUGUCGAUGUAGAGGACGACAUGAAGCUUGGCAAUGGCCAGCCACAGGUUGACGGGGAAGUCAGCGUGGAGCAGCAGCAGCAGCAGCAAAAACAGAGCAAGAUCCGCACAUCCGGCGCCGACUCGCGCCGCACCCUGCACAUGCGCACGAUCGCCAAGCUGCGCCAACAAGCCUCCGCCAACAAGAACGCGCGCGAGCGGUACAUGUCGUACCUCUGGGAGCACUGGAUCCCGUCGGCCAAGGUAAGCAAGUGCUGCUCACUGCUGCGCGACAUAAUCUGGGACACGCCCUCGGACAAGGCGAUCGUGUUCUCGCAGUGGACGGUGCUGCUCGACAUCCUCGAGGUCGCCAUCAUGCGCACGCUCAAGGUCCGGGUGCUGCGGUACGACGGGACGAUGACCAGGGCGCAGCGCGACCGCGCGGUCGAGGACCUGCGCGCGGACCCGAAGGCGCGCGUGAUAUUGAUCUCGCUGCAGGCGGGCAACGCGGGGCUCAACCUCACGGCGGCCAACCAGGUCAUCAUCAUGGACCCCUUCUGGAACCCGUACAUCGAGAACCAGGCGAUCGGGCGGACGUACCGGCUGGGGCAGACGAAAGAGGUGGUGGUGCAUCGCAUUGUGGUGCCGGGCACGGUCGAGGAUCGGAUCAUGGAUAUCAAGGAGGCGAAGCGGGGCGUCGUAGACUCGGCUAUGGACGAGGAGGCAGCGGCGCUGGCGCUGGCAGCGGGGGUUGGGGGGCUGGAUGUGGAUGAGAAUGACCUUUUUACGAGCGGCAAUGGAUAUAGAGGCAGAGCCGGAAAGGGAAAUGCUCGCACCAAUAAAGAGGCUCUGCGUUAUGCCAUUAUCGGCGAGGGCGGCGGCGGAAAGGGAGGUGCGCGGGAUCGUGCUGCGGCGAAGAGGAAGGAGAAAGCGAAGGCAAAGGGCCGAGGCCGACGACAGCAAGUAUCGUCAGGUAAAGUGUAAUGAAUAGUAGGAGAAGGAGGUGAGGCAUGCGUCUACCUAGGCUGGCUGACUUGUCUCACGACAGAUUCUUAUCCCCUUACCUACCCAAUUUUUGUUUUUUAGAUUCCCCCGCUUGAGGUAAGAUAUAUGCCUGGAGUUUAGUCGAUAUGAAGAUGUAUAGACCUAGAGACAGGCAGGAGAAAGGAGGCAGCGAUAUGGAUGAAAGGGAAAAAGUAAUGCAAGGAAAAGUUCGAUUUUCUUGUAUUGAGAGGCGCUUUAGGUAGGAGGGAGGGAAUUUUGCGUGCUCAGCGGCUACCUAUCCUGAUACCCAGUUACCUACCGGUAACCAUCCGCCUACUUUUUUCGAUCAUAGAUACCCUCGGUAGCGUUCUGGGUUUAUUAUGUGUUUGCUAGGUACCUAGGUAAGUAGGUAGGUAUCUAGUAAUUCUUUCU